AUGAAGGGACUCAUGGCUUUCAUCAAGGAGGUGGCCUUGAUGGCUUUCCUUCCGAUCCUCUUGAUCUCGCAAACCAUCUUGCCCGUUGUCCAGGCAUGCAUGACCAAUUCCCAGUUCUGGGUCACCUUCUUUAGCUUCAUGCUCCCAUCUUACAUGCUCAUCGUCUGUCACUUUCGCUACCAGCGCGUCAACAUGAUCAAGAAGCGCUAUGGCUUCACGAAUGACCUCGAUACCUACAAGGACAUGACGCCAGACGAGUCUCAGGCUGUCCUCAAAAACCUCGCGGAAUGGGACUUUCCCUUCGUCUUCGAAUUUGGUUGGAUCUCGGAAUUCUUCAAGACUGCAACUGCGCCCUGCCUAUCCAAGGUCAUCGUCAAUUCUGGCCACUUCACGAGCACGGACCAGAUGAUCAGCCACGGUAGACAGCAAGAAACCGUCUGUCUCAUGACACAGAUGCAGGUUCAGCCCUUACAUUCCAAAGAGCAUGCUCUAUCCAUUGCGCGUAUCAAUGAGCAUCAUAGCAUGUAUGGUAGCGUGAUCAAUAGCGAUACCGUGCUAUGGCUGUCCUGGAUGUGGAUGCUUGGCCCCGUUCAAUGGAUCAAUCUUAUCGGCUGGCGUAAGCUUCAGGACUUCGAGGUCCACGCCAUGUUCAUCUAUUGGCGCGAGAUGUCGGUUAUGAUGGGCUGCAAAUGGGUCCCCAAUACAUUGACUGAGCUAGAAAACUUCCGUCAGAUUUUUGCUGCCAAGGAGCAGAAAUUCAGCCACUGGAAUUGCACCUUCUCCGAUGCUAUGCUGGACGCUAUCUUGUUCUCGAUUCCCGGUUUCCUCAAGCCUGCUGGUCGGAAAUGCAUUGUCGCUGUCUUCGACGAGGAUGUACGUCGUUGCAACGGGUACGAGGACGAGUUCUCUCCUCGCCUCCGAAGCGUCCUCUUCAUUGUCCUGAAGGCCUGGGGCUUGUUCCAGCGUUACUUCUGCCUGCCUCGUAUGUCUCCUCGCGUCCUGACAGCGACCACCAACGCCAACGGUACCGUCAACUUCCCGGAAUACACGUAUCCAGCGACGCCCUACUACGUCAAACAGACUCUCAUGAACCAAUAUGGUCCCUUUGCCAUUCUCAAUCGUCUCCGUGGGCUGCCGAUCCCUGCUCCUCAGUUCGGUAGCAACGGCGUCACCUGGGAGUCCGUUGGUGCGAAGCAGGAAAACCUUGACCGUCAACUUAUCGCUGAAACUCGUGUCUUGCUCAAGUACUCGGAACUCAUGAAAAACCCUUGGGGGUUCCGCCCUAACAUCAACUUCCAGUACAAGUCUAUCGCCGUCGAUCCGCAGAUGGGUCCCGGCUACGGCUCCCGCUCGAACGCUUACAAGCCUGAUGCGCUCGUACGCUUGUGA
This is a messenger RNA of Letharia columbiana, 1389 nucleotides long. RefSeq lists its product as uncharacterized. The record is from RefSeq and is a predicted model, not a curated record. Lineage: Eukaryota; Fungi; Ascomycota; Lecanoromycetes; Lecanorales; Parmeliaceae. Bases 1 to 1389 code for a protein of 462 amino acids. The transcript is spliced from 5 exons. Gene Ontology annotation, molecular function: oxidoreductase activity.